This is a messenger RNA of Macrobrachium nipponense, 300 nucleotides long. Its product is annotated as Golgi-associated RAB2B interactor protein 3-like. Bases 1 to 300 code for a protein of 99 amino acids. Lineage: Eukaryota; Metazoa; Arthropoda; Malacostraca; Decapoda; Palaemonidae. The transcript has a single exon. The record is from RefSeq and is a predicted model, not a curated record.
AUGACGUCAGCAGGUACGGGAACAGCGGGAACAUCAGGAACAGCCAGCACAGCAUCGGAGGCAGGUACGGCAGGCAUGGCAGGUAGCAGAGGUAGUCCAGGAGACGGGGCAGCAGCCAGCGACAUCCUGGGUGCUGGUGGCAGGUCCAGGGGCGAGCUCUUUGGGCAGCGGAAGUCGAAGCGAGGCAGCACGGUAAAUCCGGGCAGCGGCGGCACGCCCCUCCUCGUUACGGUGGCAAUCUGCCCCUGCACAGCAGCUGAAGGAGUCACAGACACCAUGUGCGGAGAAAACACCAGGUGA